Cynoglossus semilaevis (tongue sole) is the source of this 5074-nucleotide messenger RNA. RefSeq names its product leukemia inhibitory factor receptor-like. The coding region runs from base 852 to 3605 and encodes 917 amino acids. The record is from RefSeq and is a predicted model, not a curated record. Lineage: Eukaryota; Metazoa; Chordata; Actinopteri; Pleuronectiformes; Cynoglossidae. Gene Ontology annotation, cellular component: external side of plasma membrane; membrane. The transcript is spliced from 17 exons. Gene Ontology annotation, biological process: cytokine-mediated signaling pathway. Gene Ontology annotation, molecular function: protein binding; cytokine receptor activity.
AUGGAUGCAGUGAGGGAGGACAUGCAGAUAGUUGGAGUCAGAUGUGGUGAACCUCGCCCCAUCCUUGCUUGUGAAUGACUGAGCAUUUCAGGGAAUUUUUUCGAAAUGUAUUCUUCCUUUAGCGGGCAGCACGCUCAUAUACGUUUCUUCUUCUCACUACCAUCCUUACCACUGACUUUCUUAGGAACUGAGAAGAUGAUUUCACUAGGGAUGACCAUUCAAGACGAUUCUAAACUCGGGCCUUGUAAACAGUUAACACCUUUGCAGUCAGAUGGCUUCCUCAAUUUUCGACACUGAACCUUUAUGUUGUAAACCCUCCACUCUGUGGACCAAUAUGAAUAUUAAGUCUUUAUAUUUUUUUUUUAACAGUUCAAAAUGCCUAUCUUUUUAGUACACACUCCAACAGUCCCAGCACACAGAGAGACCUUAUUCAGACCUAACAAAUGCCACAAAGUGAAAGAAAAAGAAAACACAUUUUUGGCCUCGACUUCUGAGGUUGCUUUAAAAAGUUCAGACUUGGAGCUGACUCAUGUUUACCAGAAGUACAGCUGCUGCACUUCCUGCCCCUGAAUCCACAUGGAUUUCACAACCCGGGGAGCGAAUCAACGUUCAGCGUUACAAUCACUGACUUCUGAGGAAUUGCUUGAGAAAGUAACCUGACACUGCAGAGAGAGAGAGAGAGAGAGAGAGAGAGAGUAAAACUGAAGCUGCAACCACUGCUCCAUCAUGUUAAUCAUCAGGCACCAGACAGGGUCACACAACAGUUGUCUGUGUUUCACUGGAUUAUUUCUUUCUCUUUUGUUCCCACAGCACCUGAGCCACAAGAGCCACGGAGCGGCAGCCGGACCAUCAUGAUCUCAUGGGUUUUGCUGGUCUCGUUGAUCUGUGUCAGUGGACAGGUUUCCAGCGGCCCCGGAGACGCUGUCUUGCCAUGUGGACCCCAGAAUCUGGUUCUGACCAGCUUUGGCCAGGUGAUGAUGUCAUCCUGGGAGGACACCAAUGUUUGCUUUGCUGUAACGGAGACGAUCAUCUACGAGCUGAAGGUUUUCAUCGCUAACAGACUGGUUCACCAAGACGAGUUGAUCGUGGCUCGUGACCAGAUUGGAUCCACUCACUACUGGAACUGGACGUCACCCUGGAUCUUUGACUGCGUCUCCCAUUCACUCAGACUCAGCUCCAGAUACAAGAACCACAAAGGUUCACAGCAUUUGGAGCAAACUCUCCCAGGGAAAGAAAGCUCCAGGAGGCCGCAGGUUUAUCCAAGAGAUCGAGUGUUUCAGGCCAACAGCAUCGGCAACUUCUGCUGCGUUUUACCUCCGGGUCACACUUUUGACAGCUUAUCUGUGGGCGGCUACACAGGCACAAACAAUGACACCGUCAGCAUAGAUAACCGGACGUUUUUUUCAAGCAUUCGUCUGACCCGUCCUACAGUAGUCGGCGUCAACAUUAUCUGUCGGGCCACGAACCAGCAGGGCGCCGUGGUACAAAACGGAGCCAGUGCUUUUAUUGGAUAUCCACCUGGGGACAAGGAUCUUCAGUGCGAAACCAGAGAUCUGCAAUCGGUCGAGUGUCACUGGAACGCAGGAAGAGACACACACCUAAGACAAAAGACAAAGUAUAAGCUCCUUGGAAGUGAGUGCAAAGCCACAGCAGCGUCCCAGAGCAGAAAGUGUUCACAAAAAGAUGACAUAAGUGUCGGGGAGAAAAACUGGACGUUAACGGCUCAGAACGACCUGGGGACGGUGGACUUGUUUGACCAAGUGGACCUGAGACAGAGAGUGCACCUGUUUGCACCAGAGGAAGUGAGAUUGUUAACCAUAAAUUCCAGGAACGUUAGCUUGACAUGGAGCUGGCCGGUGGAACACUACAAUGACCUUAACAUAACGUGUCAAGUCAACAUCAGCGACGGUGGAACGAGUUUCCUGAUGGAAACUUCUGACAUCGGUGUAAAUUCUGCGGCCGUGACAGAGCUGGUACCGAACUGGACGUACAAUGUCAUGGUGCGAUGUGGAACAACGGAACAUUUCUGGAAGUGGAGUCCCUGGAGUUCAGCGAUUACAUUUCACACCGAGACAGAUGUUCCAGAUGCUUUGGAUGUUUGGAUGCAGAUGAGAGAAAACAAAGUUAUUGUUCACUGGAAAAAACCCCUGGACCACCAGAGUCACGGACUCAUCUUGAAUUACACAGUGACUUGGAGAGCGAUGACUGAGGCGGCUGAAGAAAAUGUGAUCACGGUGCCUGACACUGAAGACAGAGUGGUUCUCAGUGUGGACACCGCCCACCAGUAUCUCAUCACUGCUAAAGCAAGGAAUGCAAACGGCAGCUCAUCACCCUCCAUCAUCACCACCCCCGCUGUUCACACAGAUCAGACCAGGCUCAAAACAUCCCGCAUCACUGGCGUCAACGGCGGCUUUCACCUCUCCUGGUCCGUCAGUCCUGUGGCCAGCUGUGGCUACAUCCUGGACUGGUGUCCAACCUUGGGUGAUGGACCUUUCGAGUGGCUCAAAGUUACUCCACAAGAAACGGAGGCUCGAAUCAUUUCGGGAUACCUCCGCGACGGACUGAGAUACUCUUUGUCCAUAUCUGCCUGCACACCUGCAGCGCCGGUACUGCUGGAGAGACGGGAGGGUUACGUUCGUGAGGAAAAACUUCCUGACAACCUUUUUGCACACCAUAAAUGGAAACAGCAGGAUAUGAGCGUCGUUGUUUCCUGGGAUCCGGUUCGUCUGACAGAGCAGAGCGCUUUCAUCAACGGCUACGUUCUCUAUUGGUCCAACCAAGACAGCAACGUGGUCUACAACGUGAGCACAGAUCAUCCUGAAGCCACGAGCCUGACUGCGAGCGACCUGAAAAUCGGCUCUUACCAGUUUACAGUAAAGGCUCAGACGGCGGUGGGAGAGUCCGGUUCCACGUCCUUCACUGUGUCCUUAAACUCACCAACUGACGCCUUGGUCAAGAUGACCACCAUCUGCUUGGUCUCCAUCUUCAUCGCUCUUCUUCUAAUCACCCUGAUCUGCUGCAGACACGGUGCCCGAAUCAAGAACAAGGUCUGUCCUCCAAUCCCAAAGCCAGUGGUUACGGACAAGUGGCUGACGUCCCAGGAUGAGAAGUUGUCACAUCCUCAUAUUCUGGACCACGGUGAAGUGGACAAGGUGGACGUUCCUCAGCUGCUCUGUAAAUCAGCAGUGUGUCCCGAGGCUCAUGUCAGUGACGAAUACCAACCCUUUAUAUUUGCACCGGCUCCUAAAGGUCACCUCAACCAAGUGCUGAAAACCCAUAGUCCACCCAGCAGUGCAGUACCAGCGGUGUCCACUUCACCGCCCUCAUCCUUUAGAGCUGUAUUCCAAAACCCAUCAUAUAAUCUGCCUAUAAUAACAGAUUAUACUGCUGCUUGUUCAGACUCAUCGCCCCAGCCUCUGAGGGAGACGUGUUUAGAGAGUGACACUAAUGGAUACCUGCCUCAGAAGGAGGCCCUCGCUGUGGCUCCCAUCGACGGGACUAGAAACGAACCCAUGACCUGCGUCCUUUCCUAUGUUCUAAUUCCACCAGCCCAGGUGGUUCAUGGUGGAAGCAGUCCAGAAAGUUACUCUAACAUUGUGUGCUGAUUCCAUUCUUGCGGCCUCACUGUGGGACCCAAACCAGUGUUUGGGUAAAGCCCAAACUGGCCUAGAACAUAUUGGAUGCAGUGCAAAGUUUAAUUAGUACUAGUUUUAGUAUAGGAUUAGUGAGGAACCUAAAGGCACCUCCACUUCUUCUGAUAGCUUUGGAUAAAAGUGCUAAAAUGUGUGAAUAUAGUGUAAAAGACCCUCCUCCCCCUCGCCCUCCGGAUGGAUGACUUAUACCAGAGCUGUCAACUGAGAGACUUUAACCUAACUUUCACUACAGUUCCUGUAAAAAGUGAAAUUGUGACCUAACAAUGCACUUGCACAAGGUCAGUGGUUGUGAAAUGUGACGGACAGGAAGCCCAGCUGCUUUUUUUCUGCUCGUUCUGAGUCACUGCGGUUUGACCAGAAGAAAUGAAAUAUAGUACGUCUUUGGUUAAAAAAAAAAAAAAAACUUAGAAAGUACAGUAAAGGCCGCAGAAAACACAGUGACAGGGUGUGGGAUUGACAGCUGGACUGUCAAUCAGGGAAUGAGAACUACUUUGUUUUUACUGAAAAACAUAAAGCUAGUGGUUUAAGAAAUUAACUUCUUUUCAAAUUAGCUUUUUUUUUUACAUUUCAUUUUCAUUUCUGAUUGGGUCCACAGUGUUUUGUUUUUACUUUCACAUUGCUAUCUUAUUUUAUUACAAAAAUAUAACAAUUUUUUUUCCCGAUAUUUGGAUAAAAAUAAUAUACAGUAUUUAAGUUUAAGUUUUAACAAUUCCUGAACCUGAUAGUUCAUUGUACUACCUCAGUUUACCACUAGAGGGAGCCUGCACAUAAUUUGUAUGGCAGUUUGGAGCCCGCGUUUCAGCAUGAGCAGUUUCGACUAACCAAACGAGAUUUAAAUCAAAUUUGUUCCGCUGACUCAUUUUGAAAAUGGGAAAUUAACGCACAAAAAAAAACUUUACACAUUUUAACAACCAAGACAAUUAUUGAAACUGUGUUUUAUGUUGUCUUUUUUUACUAAAAGGAUUUUCUCUUUGGCCCUUCCUCCUAAAACCUGAAAGAGAAAAACACUCUGAGGUUUGAUGGUGAUGUCGGAGAACAGAUAAUAGUCGUGGUUUUUGUGUUCGUUGCGACGUUUGUGUUUAUACCUCGGACACACACUCUGAAGAGCUGCGAUGAUGUCACGGCAGACGCUAACUCUCAAACAUCCACAUCUUUUUUUCCAUUACAUCCAGUAAACCCUUUCUGACCCUGCAGGGAAGUUAGUUUCACUGAGGAGUUUCCAGAAUGAGGAACUGGGAGUUAUUUUACAAGCUGACGCACACACACACACACACACACACUCUGUACUUAACACACACUAAUCUUGAUCCUCACUCUAAUGUAACCAUAUAUCUAAUCCUAAUUCAAAUCUAAAUCUUGAAAAUACACUUCCAAGUGUCCAGAUUGUCUCUGCAACAAUAGUACUUUAAAAAAAAAAAAAA